GAGGUUUUAAUGUAUUAGGAUUUAUAAACGUAUUCUUGAUAUCUUGAUUAAUUGUGGUACCCCUCUAGAUGGACCAAAGCGUGGCAAUUUUUUUUUUCGAACCGUUUUGAACAUUUACUUAAUGUAACGAAUAUUUAAGAUAAAAAAGUUUUUGGUCGGGCUAUUAGUCGCUAGAGAGUGUGCAAAUUUCUGUACGCAAUUAAUAUCUCAUUGAAAUAGUGAAAACAAUUGUUAAACAAAAUUGUUCCCGUUUUGUCCCCUUUUCACCUACAUAGUUUUAAGCUUCAAUCAACCAUCUUUAACCAAGUGUUCUUUUUUUUGAAAAACUGUGCAAGAUCAGCAGAUCAUAGUUAAAUUCAAAGAUUAGUAGAAGACAGUAUAGUAACUAGCUGGUUUUUGUAUGUUUGUGUCAUCCUGUGACACUAAUGAACAUAGUCCGAUGUGAUUGUAAUUUUGGUAAUUUUGCGACUCCGUUGCGAUUUUGAUAACACACACCGUACAUAUUUUGAUUGUAGUUUAAUGCGUUGUUAGUUCGUCACGUUUACUCUAGUUUCAGGUAGUAGUUCAUCAAACCCGUCAUUUUGGAUAAACUCGUCUCCAUACACGUUAUUAACUACAGAGUAAAGAGUUGAAAAGUUACGCACGUUUGACGUUAGAUUGUGGUAAAGAAUGUCGAAUACAUCGCCACAGGCUCAAAACAAGUAGUAUUCGCGUGACUGAGUCACGAACACGCGACGUAAGAACUUUUCAAACUUGUUUGCGGCAUUGCAACUGAGCGGUUAUGAGAUAGACGAUACCUUCGGUGUUGAAGCUGAAAUGAUUAUUCUUUGCAUCAUCUCCUUGGGAAUAACCGUAAAACGCGAUGUAUUUGUUAUCAUCGUUGGAAUUAAAUAGAAAAUAUAAUAUAAUACAUUUGAAGAGUUUCAUCACUAGAAACUAUUGCCCAAGUAGUAUUGAUCACUUACUAUGAUACGCAGUUGGUACUGCAGUAGAUGUAGUCGGUAGAACCGUUUCAAGACACAGUUAAUGUCUAUCACACUAUUCAGUUGGGUUAGAUCUAGGUUACUUUAUUGUUGUAAAAAAUUUAUCGCUGCUUUAAAUCUACAAAAUGCAGAAACUAUGCGCAUGGAUUAUGUUUCUGAUUUUAGUUUGUCCUGGCAACGGACAGUUUGGUAGUGAAAAUUUAAUGCUUCCCAAUGAACGUGAAACCUUGGAUGAUUGCCAGCUACGGUUCCACCAAUUAUAUGCUUCUCCUUUACCCAAGCCAGCUUUUGGUAGGCCUGCUUUACUGAAGGAAUUUGCUCACAUGGGAGCAAUCGGCUGGACUCAAAAGGAUGGAAACGUUUCUUGGCUUUGCGGAGGAACAUUGAUUUGGUACGAUUUUGUACUGACCGCAGCUCAUUGUGCCCAAAGUGUUAAUGGUCUGCAUCCCGAUGUGGUAAGGUUCGGCGAUUUAAACAUUUAUAGUUCUGAUGAUGACAAAUACGCACAGCAAAUCUCGAUAGCUAAGAUUAUUAGAUUUCCCGAGCAUCGAUUUGCAACAUUAUAUCAUGACAUAGCGUUGAUUAAACUGGAAAAGAAUAUCACAGUUCAUGAUACAGUGGUUCCAGCUUGUCUUUGGACUGAUGACGAGAUUAGAUUUAGAACGCUCGAGGCAACCGGCUGGGGCAAAACUGGUUUCGGCUUAGAACAAACGCCGGUGCUUCUGAAAGUCACUCUGAAACCGAUCGAUAAUGUCGAAUGCAAAAAAGUGUAUACCAACGAAACAAUCCGUAAGUUACGGUUUGGACUUCAGGAUCAUCACAUGUGUGCUGUCGAUGAGAAAAUGGACACUUGUGAGGGUGAUUCGGGAGGCCCCUUGCAAACCAAGUUAUUGCACAACGGCAGAGUAACACCGUUUGUAGUUGGUAUAACAUCGUUCGGAACGGCUUGUGGAAAUGCAGCUCCUGGAGUGUAUACAAAAAUUGGUCCUUACCUUGAUUGGAUAGUUGAAACUAUGCAAAAACACGGUGCAGACGUGGAUGGGGACACUUAUAAUGCUACAUUUUGUUCUUUGCGAUUUGUGGAUUACCGUGAAUAUGAGGAUUCUGUCAUUACGUAUAGAGAUAACGAAUAUGCGUCAUAUGACUCUGAUAAUCGACACAUGUUCAUUGUGGACAAAUUACCAUCGCACGUGGUUAAACUUGAUUGGGACCUUGGAGGUCACGAAAACUGUUACGGAGUGAUUUUUGACGAAACUACAGUGUUAACACUGGCUCAAUGCGCUGCUCAUGCGGGGGAACCAGUAAAACAUAUUAUAUACAGUAGUAAUGGGAAUGAUACGAAAGUGAAUGUCUCAGAAAUACAUAUUCAUCCGAAGUAUACCGAGGGUUCCGGAUAUUAUAACAUUGCCAUUUUAUUGUUGAGUAACCUUAUCGAUAUAUACCAGGUUCAGCCAACUUGUAUCGUGCAUGGUAGUAGUAUACCAUUUAAUGAGGUUCACCUGUUUGGUUACGGGCGGAAAGAUAUCAAUUCUUUUUGGUAUUUUAGUUCCGAGCCAGAUCCUGCAGUAUCUCUUCUUCGACCACGCGUGACAAUUCAGAAUGCAACCGAAUGUAGAAUUCCUAGCAAAUAUAGUUCGAGGAUUGAGAAAGGACUGACUGGGGAGCACAUUUGUGUAGGUAACGAUAUGUUCCUAGUUCCGGAGUCAUGCGAAGCGAUCAUUGGUGGUAUUAUUGAUGGUGGCAAACUUGGUGGCCUUUAUCCCUUGACAUUUGGAUUAAAUCAGUUUGGCAGAGAUUGCGGCUUUGGUGAACAUUCGAUUGCUACUGGCCUGGCAAGUCAUGUUGAAUGGAUGAAAUCUGUGCUACUUCCAAAUUUAACUACGUCAAGUGAUGUGUUGCAUUAUAUUGAUUCAGAUUUGCAUGCAGGUGAUUCAUGUACGAGUUAUAAUGGUGACCAUGCUCGAUGUGUGCCGAUAGCCAGAUGUUCAAAAAAUUGGAAAUCGCAUCUGUCUUCGGCGACCAUUCGCUUUUGUUCGUCAAGUUCUGUAGUAUGCUGUCCAUUGACCGAUAUUGAAAAUAGCUUCGAAGUGCAUUCUGAGCUUGCUGAGUGUCCAAAUAUUGUGAGCAAACUUAAGCCAAAGGUGCCAAAUGGAUCAUUGGUUUACCUUGGAUGGGUGAUUGAAGAUGCCUUGAAUUUCAAUUGUAUAGGAACAAUUAUCACAAAAAAGAUCAUCUUGACAACUGCGAGCUGCCUUGGAAAUUCUGUUCCUAAUUUUGUUAGACUCGCGGGUAAUGCAACUAAGCUUACGUUCGAAACAGACGCUUCUUUUGUUCACAGUGCAUUCAACGCAACCGACAACAGCAACGAUAUUGGGCUAGUAAGGUUAAUCGAGUCCUUAGAAUGGAGUUCGUUUGUAUAUCCGUCAUGCCUUUGGAUGAAUAGAACGCAUACUCCACUGGUUCUUGAAAUGAUAAUCCCUAGUGGACCGGAGGAUGUAUUUUUUUCCAGACUUAGAACAAUGUACAAUUCGGAUUGUCAAAGAACGCACGGCACCCAACUGAAGGAAUACCACAUUUGUGCGAGGGAUUUUCAACGGAAUGUCACUUGUGUUUCAAUUCCUAGUUAUUUGCAGUGGGAAAGAAGAGACCGGGUGCAAUUUGUUAUUGGCUUCGCAACAGAUGCGCCAGAUUGCGAUAGCUGGAACUAUAUGUUAUUCACUAGAGUUUCUGCAUUUGUAGAAUGGAUUAGCAAUGUGCUGUGAUUGAUCAUGGCGAAAGGAAACGUUCAUGGAAUAAAUAUUGUGAAUGGUUAGUCUAAUAACAAGUAAUUUUGGAAAACGAGGAUUUUAUUGUUUCGAUUAAUUAUUAAAAAACCGCGAAUCAUCAAUAAAAUUUAUGACUGUAUCAAGCGAGAAAUGAAAGU
Malaya genurostris is the source of this 3906-nucleotide messenger RNA. RefSeq lists its product as uncharacterized. The coding region runs from base 1109 to 3745 and encodes 878 amino acids. The transcript is spliced from 12 exons. The record is from RefSeq and is a predicted model, not a curated record. Gene Ontology annotation, biological process: proteolysis. Gene Ontology annotation, molecular function: serine-type endopeptidase activity. Lineage: Eukaryota; Metazoa; Arthropoda; Insecta; Diptera; Culicidae.